UUACAACUUCCCAUUUCACUGCUUUCUCUCUGUGUCACCAUCCUUUCUUGUUUGUUUGUUUGUUUGUUUGUUUCCCUAGAAAAUGGCUGUGGGAAGAGGCAGUGCAGUUGUGGCCGUAGUUCUGGUGCUGUGCCUUGUGCUUCCAUGUGACAUUGUUGAUGCAGCCACCUUCACUGUUGGUGGUGCCAGCGGCUGGACCUUCAAUGUUGUUGGCUGGCCUAAGGGAAAGCGUUUCAAGGCUGGUGAUGUGCUUGUGUUCAACUAUAGCCCUUCGGCUCACAAUGUGGUGGCGGUGAACAAGGCCGGGUACAAUGGGUGCACCACGCCUCGAGGUUCCAAGGUGUACCAGACAGGGAAAGAUCAGAUCAAGCUGGUGAAGGGGGCCAACUAUUUCCUCUGCAAUUUUCCUGGGCAUUGCCAAUCUGGAAUGAAGAUAGCAGUAACUGCUACUUAAUAUCUACACACAUAUGAAGCAAAUAAUAUGGAGUUGCAUCUCCUUCUACAUAUAUAUUGAUUCUAUCAUCAUAAUACAAGAGGCCUUAUGCUAGUUUUUAAUAUUUGUACGUACGGUUCAACCUUAGCUAGCUAGCUCAAGUGAGAAGUGACUUUUCAGUAUCUUUAAUAUCAUAAAUAAAGUUGCAGUUGGUUGACAAUA
Vitis riparia (riverbank grape) is the source of this 655-nucleotide messenger RNA. Its product is annotated as basic blue protein-like. The coding region runs from base 83 to 454 and encodes 123 amino acids. Gene Ontology annotation, molecular function: electron transfer activity. The record is from RefSeq and is a predicted model, not a curated record. Gene Ontology annotation, cellular component: plasma membrane. NCBI's taxonomy places the organism in Eukaryota, Viridiplantae, Streptophyta, Magnoliopsida, Vitales, Vitaceae. The transcript is spliced from 2 exons.